AUGUUUUUUACCCGUAGAAUUGGCCUUUUUUUUCAUAAAGGACAGGUUGCUUCAAGAGCAAAAAAAGCAUGUUUUCGGCCAGUUGUUCAACCACUUCUUUCUAGAACUGUUGAUUCUUCAUUUUUUAAUAUCCGUUGGAUAACAUCUGAAACACCAGCACAAAAUUUGCCUGUUGGGCGAGUAAAAACAGUGAUUGGCGCUGUUGUGGAUGUUCAAUUUGAUACAGAAGAUCUUCCUAAAGUAUUAGAUGCAUUGCAUCUGGACCUUCCUGAUGGAAAACGUCUUGUUCUUGAAGUUUCUCAGCAUAUGGGUGAGCGUACUGUUCGAACUAUUGCUAUGGAUGGGACAGAGGGCCUUGUUCGUGGUCAGAAAGUGAAAGCAACAGGAGGACCUAUUAAAGUUCCUGUUGGACCGGGGACUCUUGGGCGAAUUAUGAAUGUUGUUGGAGACCCAAUUGAUGAACGUGGUCCCAUCAAAGCAGUAAAAUUUUCACCUAUUCAUGCAGAACCACCUGCAUUUUCUGAGCAAGAAACAACACCCUCUCUUCUUGUAACUGGUAUUAAAGUUGUUGAUUUACUUGCACCAUAUGCUCGAGGAGGAAAAAUAGGUUUAUUUGGUGGUGCAGGGGUGGGAAAGACCGUUUUUAUUCAAGAAUUGAUUAACAAUAUUGCUAAAGCAUAUGGGGGUUACUCGGUCUUUGUUGGUGUAGGAGAGCGUACUCGAGAGGGUAAUGAUUUAUAUCAUGAGAUGAUUCAAACAGGUGUUAUUAAAUUAGAUGGCGAAUCGAAGGCAGCACUUGUUUUCGGUCAGAUGAAUGAGCCUCCUGGAGCACGUGCACGUGUUGCUUUAACAGGAUUGACGGUUGCUGAAUACUUCCGUGAUGAAGAAGGCCAAGAUGUGUUGCUUUUUAUCGACAAUAUUUUCCGGUUUACUCAAGCGGGUUCAGAAGUAUCCGCCCUUCUUGGGCGUAUUCCUUCUGCUGUUGGAUACCAGCCAACGCUUUCAACAGACAUGGGUGGUAUGCAGGAGCGUAUUACAACGACAAAGAAAGGCUCUAUUACAUCGAUUCAGGCUGUCUAUGUUCCCGCAGAUGAUUUGACAGAUCCUGCGCCCGCUACAACCUUUGCUCAUUUGGAUGCAACAACAACACUCUCUCGAAGCAUUUCUGAGCUCGGUAUCUAUCCUGCUGUUGACCCAUUGGACUCAAACUCUCGCAUGAUGAAUCCGCGUAUUGUUGGUGAAGAACACUAUAGGAUCGCUUCAGAAGUCCAGUUCAUCCUUCAGAGCUACAAAUCUCUCCAGGAUAUCAUCGCCAUUCUAGGCAUGGACGAGCUCUCAGAGGCAGACAAAUUGACUGUGGAACGUGCACGCAAACUCCAACGGUUCAUGUCUCAACCGUUCGCUGUUGCUGAAGUAUUUACGGGUCUAGAGGGCCGUCUUGUCAGCCUGAAGGAUACACUCCGCUCUUUCAAGGAAAUCAUUGAAGGCCGUGCCGACGAUCUCCCUGAAAACGCAUUCUACAUGGUUGGCGAUAUCGACGAGGCCAGAGCCAAGGCCAAGAAGAUCAUGGAAGAGAUCGGCAAGUAGGCGCUUGCGCCGUGCACUGCCGCCUCUGGCCACCCAUUCUAAUGCUUUUGUCUCUU
This is a messenger RNA of Pneumocystis jirovecii RU7, 1643 nucleotides long. Its product is annotated as ATP synthase subunit beta, mitochondrial. The transcript is spliced from 7 exons. The coding region runs from base 1 to 1587 and encodes 528 amino acids. The record is from RefSeq and is a predicted model, not a curated record. NCBI's taxonomy places the organism in Eukaryota, Fungi, Ascomycota, Pneumocystomycetes, Pneumocystales, Pneumocystaceae. Gene Ontology annotation, molecular function: proton-transporting ATP synthase activity, rotational mechanism; ATP hydrolysis activity; ATP binding. Gene Ontology annotation, biological process: proton transmembrane transport; proton motive force-driven mitochondrial ATP synthesis.